Molecule: messenger RNA, 237 nt
Organism: Tetrapisispora phaffii CBS 4417
Lineage: Eukaryota; Fungi; Ascomycota; Saccharomycetes; Saccharomycetales; Saccharomycetaceae
Gene: SOM1
Product: Som1p
Exons: 1
Coding region: 1-237 (78 amino acids)
Cellular component (GO): mitochondrial inner membrane peptidase complex
Source: RefSeq, a predicted model, not a curated record
AUGGCACCUGCUACACCUGUCGUGGACCGCGAGGCGGUCGCAGCGACGCUGCAAGCGUCGAAGCAGCGCAACAGACAAGAAUGCGAGCUGAAAGCACUGACGCAGUACGAAUGCCAAUUCGUCGACCUCGAGUCCAACCGCUACAUCUGCCGACCGUUCAAGCGGCUGUUCGAGGUGUGUGCGGGCACCUCCUACGAGACCACGGCCCAGCCGACCAACAGCGCCGACCGCUCGUAG